GCUGCCAUGACAACCCCGGGAAGGCAGCGCCCGGGCGGGCGAGCUCCGAGGCGAUGCUCCCGGCCGGGAGGCAGCGCGCAGCUGGGCUGCUGAAAGUGGGGGCAGCCGCCGGCUCCUGCGCGCCUCUGCUGCGCGCCUCGCGCCUCCCGCCGGCCGCCGCGCCCUGCCCGCGCUGAGCCGAGCCGAGCCGGGCUCCUUCCCUGCGCCCGCCGGAGAGCCGAGCCGAGCCGAGCCCGGGCGGCGGGAGCCGGCGCGGCCAGCAAGUUGCAGCGGCGGAGCGGACUGCGGUGCCCGGCGCCCGCGGAGGGCCCUGCCCGGCUCCUCACUUUCUCGCCGCCGCCGGCGGGAGAUGGGAGUUUAGAGCUGGCGGGGGCAGGGCUCGCCGGGGCAAAGAGUGCCCGUGCGCAGCGGAGAUGCCACCUUCCCCAAAGCUAUGGACAACGUGACCGUCAGACAAGGGGAGAGCGCCACCCUCAGGUGCUCCGUGGAUAACAGAGUCACUCGAGUGGCCUGGCUGAAUCGCAGCAGCAUCCUCUACGCUGGCAAUGACAAGUGGUGUUUGGACCCCCGGGUGGUGCUCCUGUCCAACACCAAAACCGAGUACAGCAUCCAGAUCCAGGAUGUGGACGUGUACGACGAGGGGCCCUACACCUGCUCCGUGCAGACAGACAAUCACCCCAAAACGUCACGGGUGCAUCUCAUUGUGCAAGUGUCUCCCAAAAUUGUUGAGAUCUCUUCCGAUAUCUCCAUCAACGAAGGCGGCAACAUCAGCCUCACCUGUAUAGCCACGGGCAGACCGGAUCCUACAAUCACCUGGAGGCACAUCUCCCCCAAAGCUGUGGGUUUCGUGAGCGAGGACGAAUACCUGGAGAUCACGGGGAUCACCCGGGAGCAAUCUGGCGAGUACGAGUGCAGCGCGUCCAACGACGUGGCAGCUCCCGUCGUCCGGAGAGUGAAAGUCACCGUGAACUACCCGCCGUACAUCUCGGACGCCAAGAGCACCGGGGUGCCCGUGGGGCAGAAGGGCAUUCUUCAGUGCGAAGCCUCCGCCGUCCCCGCCGCAGAAUUCCAGUGGUACAAAGACGACAAAAGGCUGGUAGAAGGACAGAAAGGGGUGAAAGUCGAAAGCAAAGCCUUCUUCUCCAGACUGACCUUCUUCAACGUCUCCGAGCAGGACUACGGGAACUACACCUGCGUGGCCUCCAACAAGCUAGGAAAUACCAACGUCAGCAUCAUCCUGUACGAAAUAAGUGAGCCCACAAGCUCAACCUUGUUCCAAGAAGAGACAACUACAGCCCUGACACCCUGGAAAGGCCCCGGAGCAGUGCAUGAUGGGAACAACGGCACAUCAAGAAGAGCUGGCUGCAUUGGGCUGCUUCCCCUCCUGCUGUUGCAUCUGCUCCUCAAGUUUUGACCCAAGUGCUGAUUCUGCGGAGUAGCGACAACCACAGCAACAAGAAGAAGAAAACGUAUAACAUUUAAAAAAGAAAAAUAAGCGUUAUAAUAAAGAGAAUGUAUUACCAGAAAAUCUGAGGGGGAGAGAGAAAGAGGGGGAAAAGGGAAUUUUGAAAAAAAAAAUCCAUUUUUUUUCUCGCUGAAGUUUAGACACAGCUGAACCUUUUUCUUUCUUUCUCUUUUUUUUUUUCUUUUUCUUUCUGCAAUGGACAAGUGUGCCGGUACCAAGGACCAACCAGUACAUUUGGCUGAACGGCUCCCCCCGCUCCGCCACCACAUCCCUCAUUCCGAGGCAGCUGGCUCGGUCAUUUCUUUCUGCUCGACUCUCCCCCCUGGAUGAUUACGGAGUCGGCUGUUCCAGCACAUGCAUAUGCAGACGCACAGCAUUUUUUUUUCCCCUGGAGAUUUUCCCUCCUUUUCAUGGACUGUGCUGCCAUUCGUGUUAGUAUGAAACAAACAAGCAAAAAUUGACGCCGAGACGAACGAAAAGGAACAAAGCAAACCAGUUGUUAAACAUUUCUUCAUUCUACUACGCACGGACAUCAUGGAGAAUGAGGGAUCUGAUUCAUUAUUAAUUUUAUUAAUUAUAUUUUCUGAUGAGCCUAGAACGAUUAGUUCAUAAAAAAAAACAAGAAAAGAGAAGUAUGUUUAUUAAGCAUUAAAAACAAAACAAGCGGAUAGUGUUCUUCUUAACUACGUGUGCAAGAGGUGGCAUCUCAGCUUGUCUUAGGGUUUUUGCAAAAUUGGUGUGAACAGUCAACGAGUCCUGGGAGGGCGGGGGAAAGUGUUUUUACAAACAAUUCCUCCACCAGCGUUAUUGAAACUUCAUCCAUUUCUCUGGUGUUUAAGGCAGAAGAUACUAUGCUAGCUAUGGCUAUCUACGUACUGUUUUGGAAAUGGAAAAGCUGAUGCUCAUUGUAUGUUGAGUUGGAUGGAUAUGCUUAUUCUUUUUAUGGGAUAUAUACAUAUAGAUAUAUAUAUAUAUACAUACACAUAUAUAUAUAUAUUAUUUUUUUUGUUAGCAUUCUAGACACAUUAUUUCUCAACAGGCUCCUCCUUCUGCCAUUCCUGCAUGCUGUAUAUGGACUUAGCUGUGUAUUGGUCUUCUUCUAAGAGAUGAUAGAGUUUCUUGAUGAUUGUGUAAUCAAUUCCUGCCUAUUAUUUUGUCCCCUCCUUCCCCUGGGUUAUUUACAUGUUGGAGACACUUAUUU
Mauremys mutica (yellowpond turtle) is the source of this 2666-nucleotide messenger RNA. Its product is annotated as neurotrimin. The transcript is spliced from 10 exons. Gene Ontology annotation, cellular component: neuron projection. Bases 434 to 1414 code for a protein of 326 amino acids. Lineage: Eukaryota; Metazoa; Chordata; Testudines; Geoemydidae. The record is from RefSeq and is a predicted model, not a curated record.